AGUUCCCCGGGCUGUGGGGACGGCGCACGCACUCGGAAUCACUUGUCAGCGCUCGUCUGAGGCAGAGGCAGCGCCUCGCCGGACUCGAGUUUCUUUCAUUUUCUGGGAUUGGACUUUGAGCUAUUAGAGCCAUGAGCAACUACAGUGUGUCCUUGGUUGGCCCAGCUCCUUGGGGUUUCCGGCUGCAAGGUGGCAAGGAUUUCAACAUGCCUCUGACAAUCUCUAGUCUCAAAGAUGGUGGCAAAGCAUCCCAGGCAAAUGUAAGAAUAGGUGAUGUGGUUCUCAGCAUUGACGGAAUAAGUGCACAUGGAAUGACUCAUCUUGAAGCCCAGAACAAAAUUAAGGGCUGUACAGGCUCUUUGAAUAUGACUCUGCAAAGGGCAUCUUCUACACCCAAGCCUGAGCCAGUUCCCGUGCAGAAGGGAGAACCUAAAGAAGUAGUUAAACCUGUGCCCAUUACAUCUCCUGCUGUGUCCAAAGUCACUUCCACAACCAACAUGGCCUACAAUAAGGCACCACGACCCUUUGGUUCUGUGUCUUCACCAAAAGUCACAUCCAUCCCAUCACCAUCGUCCGCCUUCACCCCAGCCCAUGCGAACACUUCAUCACAUGCUUCCCCUCCACCCGUGGCCGCUGUCACUCCUCCCUCAUUUGCUGCAUCUGGACCGCAUGCUAAUGCCAGUCUUAGUGCUGACCAGCAUUCGUCUGCACUGAGCGCUGGUAAACCUGCAGUUAAUGUCCCACGGCAGCCCACAGUCACCAGCCUGUGUUCCGAGACUGCUCAGGAGCUAGCAGAGGGGCAGAGAAGAGGAUCCCAGGGGGACAUUAAACAGCAAAAUGGGAAAACCCCACCUAAACGCCCACCAAGAAAACACAUUGUGGAGCGCAAUACGGAGUUUUAUCACAUACCAACUCAUAGUGAUGCCAGCAAGAAGAGACUGAUGGAGGACACCGAAGACUGGCGUCCAAGGACUGGAACGACUCAGUCUCGUUCUUUCCGAAUCCUCGCCCAGAUCACUGGGACUGAACAUCUGAAAGAGUCGGACACUGAAAAUACAAAGAAGGCAAACAACACCCAGGACACUUCUCAGCAGUUGGCUCCAUCAGUAGCUUCAGCACGGAGCAUGCCUGAGAGGCAGGAGAGCCCAGCCUCCACCAGACCAGGGGUGACUGGUCUCACAACUGCUGCCGCCUUCAAGCCUCCAGGAUCCACCAACAUUGUCAAGUCACCAAGUUGGCCACAGCCAAACCAAGCAGCGCUUUCCACUGGAAGAAUCUCAAACAGUGGAACUUCGUCAGGAGCAGCAGCACCAGCCAGCUCAGCCAGGGGACAGCCCCAGCCAGGUGACCAGGACACUUUAGUACAAAGAGCUGAGCACAUUCCAGCAGGGAAAAGAACUCCAAUGUGUGCCCACUGUAACCAGGUCAUCAGGGGACCAUUCCUAGUGGCACUAGGGAAAUCUUGGCAUCCAGAAGAAUUUAACUGUGCUCACUGCAAAAAUACAAUGGCCUACAUUGGAUUUGUAGAGGAGAAGGGAGCCCUGUACUGUGAGCUGUGCUAUGAGAAAUUCUUUGCUCCUGAAUGUGGGCGAUGCCAAAGGAAGAUCCUUGGAGAAGUCAUCAAUGCUCUGAAACAAACUUGGCACGUUUCCUGUUUUGUGUGUGUGGCCUGUGGAAAACCCAUUCGUAAUAAUGUUUUUCAUUUGGAGGAUGGUGAACCCUACUGUGAGACUGAUUAUUAUGCCCUUUUUGGUACCAUAUGCCAUGGAUGUGAGUUUCCCAUAGAAGCUGGCGACAUGUUCCUGGAGGCCCUGGGCUAUACCUGGCAUGACACUUGCUUUGUAUGCUCGGUAUGUUGUGAAAGUUUGGAAGGUCAGACCUUUUUCUCCAAGAAGGACAAGCCACUUUGCAAGAAACAUGCUCAUUCUGUGAAUUUUUGAAAGUCAACAGUUCAGGCAGGGGAGGAGAAGAAAUUCGAAGAGAAAAGAGGAGAAUUGGAAUUACCAAUUAAUUUUUAGAUUUAAUAUUUAUGGGAAUUUUGAAAAAUAAUAGUGGCCCUGAAGGGAUAAAUUCCAGCUUUAAAAAUCAAGUCUAUGAGGAAAUAUUUGGCUUCAUAAAGUAAAGAGACAGUUUGGCAUUUAUGAUUACUUUUUUCCUGUGUUUUCUGCCCAUAAAAUAAUUUUUAUAAAAACCAAUUUCCUGGUUGACUAUUAAAUUCAUCAUAGAAUAAAUUAGUGAAGAGUUAAAUUUUAGAAUAAAAACCUCUAAAAUCUAUGCUGAAUUAAUUAUACUUUCUUUCCUUGUUAGGUAGUUCUGAGUAAAUCUGUAAAAGGCAAUGAAAAUUGCCUUACACUCUAUCAAUAAGUAAAAUGUAUUUUUAAAAAAAUAGUGCUUGUCUUUAAAAGAGGAAAUAGGAGUUAAACAGAAUUUUUUAUCAGUAGUAGGUGUCCGUUUUUAAAAACUGUAUGUACUUUUUUUGUCUUACUGAUCAAUCCAGUAGGAAAGACUAAGAUUUUCCAUCAGAAUGUGCCAUGCCAAUAAGAGGUGUUAACAUAUUUCUCUCAUCCACCCCCCACAAAAGCUACCACAUUGCUUAUAAAUUUCAGAUUUUUACCUUUUAUUAAAAUAUGGCCAUUUCUAUUCAUUGUGUAUGUUUUAUCACCUAUAUUAGUCAAACUCCCAUUUUUUUCCCCUUCCCUCAUGCUGAGGUCAAGAGAGUAAGUAGAAAAGAGUGAGGUUAGGAAUUAUGGGAAAUCAGAGGAGGACUGUAUUCAAAAAUUUUUAAAAUUCUCCCCUUUUCAGACAGUGAAUGCAUUAGAUCAGUUUCAGAUUUGUACUACUGACUGAUAAAGGUUUGAGAACUCUCUUUGCAGAAUAAUUUUUUCUUUAGUUCUACAUUAGAAAAGUAAAAGAUUGGCUUGGGGAUGUGAUAAAAUCUAAGGGUUUUUUUUUUUUUUCUUUUAGUAGUUCUCUCUCAGUAAUAAAUAAACCACUUCCAAAUGUGAUCACAAAGUUUGGAAAGCUUUUAUUCCCAGAGAUUGUUAGUAUAGGAGGGGAACGUGAUCAGUUACUCAGACUGGCUCGUUAUUUGUUUUCUUUAUUUGGGGAAACAAUUAUAUAGAUAACCCAUGAAGACAGAGCAACAAUUGUGAAAUUGUGACUCCUAAUGAUAUUUGCCCAGUGAGAAAACAGAUUAUGACAUUUGAUAGUUUUUCCUUUGUUUCCAGAAUGGAUGAAAGCCCAUGAUCCCACUAAGUUAAAAAUAUCAAUGUGUCUGGGGCAAGGUGCUUUCAAAGUUGAGACAGAACCCCAAGUCCUCCCUGCCCUGUAACUCAUGAACGACUUCAUUUCCAUUGUGCACAUGUUUGUUGUAGAGGGAGGUUUUAGGCUCUAAUAUUUGUUUAACCUCCCUAAGAACUUUUCAAGGCAUCUGUACUGAAAGCUGUUAAUUUAUGGUCUAGCAGAUUUAUAUUAUAUGCAGAUAAUAACUAACUGGGAAUCAAAGCAUGAGAAGGGUCACGUGAAGUGGCUUCACCAGUAGCAACCCUGAACUACCUCCUCACCCUGCAUCUGUAGGGAGGCAGGAAGUUUUACUUUUGAAAUAAAGUCCUGGAACUGAAUUGUGCCCUCUUUCUCAUUGCUGCUGAAACCACCCAUAGAGUUCAUGUGGGUUGUCAUAUAGCUUCAUGUUAGUCUCUUGCUUUACACGAUACAAAAUAAAUUGGUGAUUUUGUUUGGAUGUAGUAGAGAUGAUUUUUUUUUUUUUUGGUUGUUUAGUUUUGCCUUUAUAGAAUCUAUGCCAAGAUAGUAUUUGAAAAGUCAGUGACAUUUGGGUAUUUCCUUUCCAGAAUUUUAUUUGACCUGGAUUUCUUAUUAAGUUAUAUUACAUUAAGGAUAUCAUUUUUAUUAGACUCUUCUUUGUGCACAUUAUUUCAUGGAGCAUAAUGUUGCAUUCUUCUAAAUUUUAUCCCUAAAAAGAAAACAUUACUUCCUAAUUUAUCAUUUUGUCUUUGUGCUUUGUCCUUCUCCUUUGUGGCAAAGCUUUCUAUCUGUUCUAAAACAGUUAAUUCUGUGAAAUAAAUAUUGACUAUAACCCAGAAGAAUCUCUGUAUUUCCCAGUGGAGAAUGAAUGCCGUAUUUAAUACCCCAGCGUUAAUCUUUUAAUAACUGGCAGAGCACUUUAUUCUUCUGGUGAGUUCCCUGAAUAUUUAUUUUUCUGAUUAUAAAUAUUCUAUGUCAGUAGCAUUUUUUUUAAUUAUUACCUCUUUCCUGUAGAGCAUUUACUUUUAGUCUUUCUUGAUGUAUAUUUUGGAAUGCUGUACUUAGUAUAAUACAGAUUAAAAUUACAGUAUCUAACUCUUAAACAUCCUUUACUUGUAUUUCCCUGAUUCAAAGUAUUAGUGCUAGAUUCCAAUUUAUAACAUUUUUCUAGACUUACAAGGGCUGAAUGUUGCCCGCUAGAGUGGUAGCCUAGACAGGAUCCCUGCUGCUUAUGCUUAUCAUAGCAUACAUAUUUCUUGUUGAUUCAGGUUACAUUUAGAGUCUAAAGCUAAAGCCUAGUCAUUUGGUCACAGUAUGAGGACAAACAGAAAUAAGAGUUUAAAUCUUCAAAAUAUUAGGGUAGCCUAUGGUUAAAAUUAUCUAGAACAAAAAUGUUUCCAUGGUGCCAUUUUCAAGGGGUAGUAUAUCAGGACCACUUUUAUAGAAAAGUCCUUCCUCUCCCUUGUUCAAGUAUGAAUCUAGUGUUAUAUUCACAGUUUUGUGAGGUUUGGAGCUUUUUAAAUCAUCUCUGUUGAAAGGAGAGGCUUUUCAGACAUAAGGGAAAGGAAAACAGUGAAUAAUUUGACACAAAUCUAGUGCGGCUUCAGUUUGUCAUCCUUCUCCUCCAAAUGUUUUAAGAUAUUCGGUUUGGAUUCUCAAAGUAUCAUUUGCCUUAUCUGUUAAUCUCUAUUUUCUGUUUCUUUACAUUUUUACAUUUGUAUACAUCUGUACUGUUUUGCUUUUGGAUACAUUUUCUAAUUAAAAACCACGUGAGAAAUAUAAUCAGUGUAGUUAUACCUUAAUGUGCACAUAAUAAAUAAAUGGCUGCAGUGAUAUAAA
Molecule: messenger RNA, 5100 nt
Organism: Callorhinus ursinus (northern fur seal)
Lineage: Eukaryota; Metazoa; Chordata; Mammalia; Carnivora; Otariidae
Source: RefSeq, a predicted model, not a curated record